AUGAUGACAUUGAUGAUGAAGAGUUCUUUGAUAACCAGCUAGAAGCCUACUUUGAGCAGCUGUUGCAGCCAGAAAUGACAAGAGGAGACUCUGAAGUACAGAAGCUCUCAGAAUGCUGUAGGGCGCUGAAGCUCUCUGAAAAUGCCUUACUUCAGGAGAACUUUCAGAUUCCUGAGACACACCAGGCUGUGCCAGGGGCAGACUCUGGAAAUGCCAGUGACGAGGAUUCACAGAGUCAGAGGAUGACUGGAAGUGCUGUGCAAAGAGAAGAGCUGCCCAGAGCAGCACAGCAACUGAAUUCCACGGGUCCUGGAGAAGUGCAAGGUUCCCGCGCCGCUGCUGAGCUGCGGUUGGGCUCCCUGUAUCUUCAGGGCAUGGACAGCCAUAAAGCUGAUGUCUCAAAUGUCCUUUCAAAGCAAGAAAUGCAGUCCUCUGAGUGUCAGGCUGCUGCUUCUGAUCCUGAAGUGCUACACACAGCAAGAGGAUUUUUGGGGCACUACCCCACUUCUGAAGUUGUUGGUGCGGAUGCACCUCGGACAGAUGCACCUGAAUGUGAAGUUGGUCUUCCUGAUACUUACCUCUCUCCAACCACAGACAGCUGUGAGAACAUAAGUUUAGCUACAACAGACAAAGGUGAUUUACCACACAGCGUUGUCUACCAAAAUGAAGAGGGCAAGUGGGUGACUGAUCUUGCAUAUUAUACUUCAUUUGAUGAAGAACAAGAUUUAAAUCUGUCUGAAGAUGAUAAAAUAAAUGAGGAGUUCAUUACUGGAUCUGAAGCAGCAGCUAUGAUUGCACAAGACCAGGAAGAAUUUGAGAAGACACACAAACUCCUGCAGGUGGGAAAAGACAUUCUGAAUGUGUCAGAGUUAGCAGAGACUUCCUGGAGAUCUGCCAAUAGCUGUGCUCUGCUGAGGUCAGCUGACGUGGAGAAGGAUGCCAGUUACCUCCGCCUGUCCUUGGGGGAGUUCUUUGGUCAGAGGUCUGAGGCCCUGGGGUGCCUUGGUGGAGGCAGCGAUGUGAAGCGGCCAUCCUUUGGUUACUAUAUUACAUCUCCAAAGAAAAGGCAACCUGUUGCUUUGCUGAGGCAAUCUGAUCCAUCAGGAGGUGAUGCUGGCCAGGAGAUUUCACAGCUGUCUGAGGUGUUUCCAGAUGGUGCAGAAGCACAAACAAAGGAAGAUGCAAAUUCUACCAGCUGUGAAGGUGCAUGGAAUGGAGUGGAUACUGCAGCUGGAAUAUGUAAAAGCAUUAAUGCAGAAGCUGCUACCAAAAGUAAAGCAAAGGGUGGAAUUGCUAAAGGGAAGUUGGAAGACAAGCUACCAAAUCAUUCUGACUCUGUCCUGAGCAUCAGCACGAUUGCAUCUGCCAUUGCCAACGCCUCCGCCAGCGCUGAGCCUUCCCAGCUGGCUGCCAUGAUGAUGGCACUCUCCAAUAAGAGUAAAAAACCAUGUCUCCUUCCUGGAGUUGCUAAAGAGGUGGAACUUUCUGCUCAUCAGAUGUCAGCCAGCAAUGUGGAAAAUUGUGCAUUUGAUUUGGAAAAAUACCUUAAAAAAACCGACGAGAUCGGACAUGAAAGCGACUACGAGAGUGUUGUGAAACAUGAAGCCUCUGUCCAGAACCUCCUGCCUGAUACCUCUUUCCUGGGCACAGGUAAAAGUAAGGAUGCUCUUGCAGAAGACUUGAUCAAUAAACAGAGCAAGCAGCAAGAAAGAGUGAAGCGAUUUCUGAGUUAUUUUAAUGAGGAAAGUGACAUUCAGAAUUUCUCUAAUCUGUUUGGUGUUCCCAGCCAUGAGGACGUAACUGCAAACAGUGUUAAAUAUUCAACAAAGUUGUCAGAUUUAGGAAACAGUAAACACUUACAGUCAGUGCAUACUGAUCUCAGAUCAGAUACUCUCAGUAGCCAGGCCUCACCUGCUGGAAAUGAAGCACAGAUGUGUGGAAUUCCUUCAGCUGCAGACAGGGAAGUGGCACAUAACAGUCUGCUUGCUUACCAGAACAGUGAUCUCACCAGCAGAUGUUCCAUCAGUGAAGAGACAGAAACAGUAGGCCAAGCAACAAAUACUGUUCCUGAGCCACAUAAUGAUUUGGUGGAGAGGAGUACAGGACAUACUCUGUCACUUGCCAACUUAAAACCUGCCAUGCAACCUAGUAAAUACGUCUCAUUGAGUCCUACAAAAGCAAAGCCUACACAGAAAUUGAGCAAUGGGGAAAAGAAGCAAAAUGCAAACACGGAGAAGGGAAACAAAGAUGCCAGUGCUGCUUGUGGUGGGAGUGCAAAACAUGUAACUUUUGAGCAGCUCUCCCCAACGUCCCAGAGUAGUACUGACUGUAAACCUGACUGUGCCUUGCAGCCUCUGGAGGAUGAGCAGUGCAGCUUCAGACCUUCAACCUCACCACUAAUUCACUCGUCUCCUAGCGAGACUUCCGGCACAGCAUUCUCAGGGUCUGAAGCUGACUUUACUUGCACAUCAAAUUAUCAGGAAUCUUCUUGCAGAGAGAACGUGCUGCCUCAGUCAGUCUACUCCAGUCCUAGCCUGAGCAGAUUAACCUAUGUCUCUGCCUCUGACACUACCCUGAAGAACUCAGCUGGGAUACAUAACCCAGACACAUACUGGGAUGAGAAGGGCAGUGAGCUCAGCACGACCAUCGUUCGCGCCAGCCCCACACCUUCGCAGGAGCAGCCCAGGGAGAACCCCGAGCAGCACUCGGCCCAGGGAAACAGGAGGGAAGCACUGCCUGACAGUGACCUGAAACCAGCUGAUGAGCUCACAGGCCUCCAAAGGAAACUUGAUGAUGUACUGGGUCAGGAACCGUCCAAAGAGGGUUCUCCAAAGAAUGAGAAGCAGCUUGGGACUGUUCCUUCAAGUGCAGCAGCCAGUGACAGGGAGCGAGGCCGUGUUCCAUCAGCUUUGCCAGGGGAACCCUCCACGUUUCAGCCGCUCGCUGGUGCGCAGGGAGCACGGUGUGACCCAGUGAGCAGAGCACAGAGACAGGGGCUGCCAUCCUGGAACGUGUCACCCCUGUACCCUGGGCUGAGCACUCACGUGCCAUUCAGUCAAAACUCAUCUGCUGAGCCACACGUCCCGAAUCCAAGCUUUAAAUCCCAUGUCACCACCUCUGAGAGUCAAACAGUUUCUUCCUCUGUUCCCAUGUUGCUUACAGGACAUUCUCUUGCAAUGCCCCCAUUUGCACAACAGCAUCUGGGAAAUAUCCCAUCGACUACAAACACAGUUUUGUCUCAGUUGCAUGGCUGCAGCUCCACAGGUUUUGCUCUUCCAGCAGGGGUUCCUUGUUCUGGUAUCCCAGCAGGACACGUUGAGAAUCCACUUCUGGUUGGAAUUCCUUUAGGUCCAAAUAUUGGUCCUGGCUCUUUCUGGAUUACAAAGCAAAGCUGCAGCCACUCUACUUCCUGGAACAAGGAUGUCUUAAAUAUGAAAUCAUGCACUGGACAACCUCUUGGAUCUGGUAGAAAUGAGUGGGAGUUGCCAAAGUCACCUGGUAUUGGACACACAAAAGUGCCAGAAGAACUGAAGUUCCCUAAUGCCUGUUGUGUGGGAAUUGCCUCACAGACGGUUCUUAGCAUCUACAACCCCACCCAGCGGUGGCUGGAGGUCAGCAUUGGAAUCCUCAGUGUUUCAGUUAAUGGGGAAAAG
This is a messenger RNA of Merops nubicus (carmine bee-eater), 3653 nucleotides long. RefSeq names its product centrosomal protein of 192 kDa-like. The annotation marks the transcript as partial. The transcript is spliced from 13 exons. Gene Ontology annotation, cellular component: pericentriolar material; centriole; cytoplasm. Gene Ontology annotation, molecular function: protein kinase binding. The record is from RefSeq and is a predicted model, not a curated record. Gene Ontology annotation, biological process: centrosome-templated microtubule nucleation; centriole replication; protein localization to centrosome. Lineage: Eukaryota; Metazoa; Chordata; Aves; Coraciiformes; Meropidae.